Molecule: messenger RNA, 2270 nt
Organism: Pelobates fuscus (common spadefoot toad)
Lineage: Eukaryota; Metazoa; Chordata; Amphibia; Anura; Pelobatidae
Gene: HTRA2
Product: HtrA serine peptidase 2
Exons: 8
Coding region: 6-1913 (635 amino acids)
Biological process (GO): proteolysis; programmed cell death; positive regulation of apoptotic process
Cellular component (GO): mitochondrion
Molecular function (GO): serine-type endopeptidase activity; protein binding
Source: RefSeq, a predicted model, not a curated record
ACACUAUGGCCGCUGCCAUCUGUCUGUCAGUGAGAAGGAGAGAUAUGAGGCUUUGGGGAGCCAGACCCCGAGUGUUCAGCAAUGGGUUCCUGGCCAAGAUAUCGGGGUUCAGGAGGCCGGGUGGCAGUACAGGGGGGCAGAGCAUGACGGCUGGGGUACAGAGGACGGGGGAAAUUCGGGGUUCAGGGGGACAGGACCUGCUUUCAGACAUAGCUCGAGGUUCAGGGGUGCAGAGCAUGUCCCCAGUUAGACAUUGGGGUUCAGGGGUGCAGGGCAUGUCCCCAGGUAGACAUUGGGGUUCAGGGGUGCAGAGCAUGUCCCCAGUUAGACAUUGGGGUUCAGGGGUGCAGGGCAUGUCCCCAGGUAGACAUUGGGGUUCAGGGGUGCAGGGCAUGUCCCCAGGUAGACAUUGGGGUUCAGGGGUGCAGGGCAUGUCCCCAGGUAGACAUUGGGGUUCAGGGGUGCAGGGCAUGUCCCCAGAUAGACAUUGGGGUUCAGGGGUGCAGGGCAUGUCCCCAGAUAGACAUUGGGGUUCAGGGGUGCAGGGCAUGUCCCCAGAUAGACAUUGGGGUUCAGGGGUGCAGGGCAUGUCCCCAGGUAGAUAUUGGGGUUCAGGGGUACAGCUGAUGGGUUUAAGAGCAUCCAGCUAUUUUGGUAAGCAUGCCAUUGAUGCAGAAGGCAGGAGGUGUAUGGAGGUGGAGGAAAUUCUGGAUAGCCAUUGGGGUACAGGGGUUCAGUGUGAAUAUGAAGAGCACAAUAUGGGCUCAGAAGAUGCGUGUUUCUCAAUCCAAAGAGUGGAAUCAGGAGUUGGUAGAUGGAGCAGUGCAUGGACACUGUAUGCUGGCGUGAUGCUAGGGGUUGGUUUUGGCUUCUGGGUGUGGAGCCGAGGACUCCCUGGAGCUACGGAUGUGAUGGCAGCUAAGCCGUAUGAAGACCAAGAAAAGGUCACCCCCUCACCUGGAGCCCGGACGAGCUUCAACUUUAUAGCUGACGUGGCAGAAAAAACUGCACCCGCUGUGGUAAAUAUAGAGAUCCUUGGGAGACACCCCUUCUCCCGGCAGGAAGUUCAAAUCUCCAGUGGCUCAGGGUUCCUCAUUUCUUCUGAUGGUCUCAUUGUAACUAACGCUCAUGUGGUGGCCAACAGGAGUCGAGUGAGGGUUAAACUGUUCAAUGGGGAGUGCUACGAGGCUACAGUUCAAGAUGUGGAUCCUGUGAGCGACAUCGCUACCCUUAAAAUCAGUCCGAAGGCCCCACUUCCGACCCUAAAGCUGGGCCGCUCCUGUGAUGUCAGGCAAGGGGAAUUUGUGGUGGCAAUGGGCAGUCCAUUUUCACUGCAGAAUACAAUCACCUCGGGUAUUGUAAGCUCUGUUCAUCGAGGCAGCCGGGAGCUGGGCCUAUCUAGUAGAGACAUGGACUACAUACAGACGGACGCAACCAUUGAUUUUGGGAACUCAGGAGGUCCUCUGGUCAAUCUGGAUUGCGAAGUUAUUGGGAUCAAUACUAUGAAGGUUACACCUGGAAUCUCGUUUGCUAUCCCGUCUGACAGAGUGCAAGAUUUCUUACAGAAAUACAAGAGUCAGAGCUCCUGGCUUAACUCCUCCCACAGGAAACGUCAGUACAUUGGGGUGAUAAUGGUGACCCUGUCUCCCAGCAUCCUGGCUGAGUUGAAAUUCCGAGAUCCUGGGUUUCCUGAUAUACAGCAGGGUGUCCUGAUCAUGAAAGUGAUUACUGGCUCCCCAGCAAAUCAGGCUGGACUGAAGCCUGGGGAUACGAUCCUGGAGAUUAAUGGCCAGAAAGCUGUGUCUUCUGCAAUCAUAUAUGAUGCUGUUAACUCUCAGUCUAAACUCUCAAUGAUUGUAAGACGUCGGAAUGAGACGUUCAUGGUCAAUGUCAUCCCCGAGACGGUGGAGUGAGGAACAGUCAAUAUAUGUAUCCGAUCUUUGAAGGUGCACCACGAAUUCUCUUCCUUGUGUCUUGAUUAUUGACUAAUGAAUGAGCAGCAAACUCCUGCUGUUGGUGAUGGUCUCUUUAAUGUGUUCACAAAGCAUGAUUCUGUGCUCUCUCCAGGUGCUAUUGGUCAUGGCAGCAACAUUAGAAGGAAUGCUCCUGUCUUCCCAUGGAGGGUAUGCUGUCUCUCGCACGAUUCUCUGGCCCUAAACAGAGUUUAACUUCUUUAAGGCAGUGGGUUUGUGGCCUCUGUGUCUGUUAUUGACUGGAGAAGGUCCUAAUAGGAGAGCAGUGUUUGAGCUCUCGGUCUUCUUCCUCUUCAU